AUGGUAACCACUGCUGCUGCAUGUCUCCCAAUAGCUCCAAUUUCUGACACCUCUGGUAGAACACCGGGAAAGAUUGCAGGAGGGAUCCCUGCAAGUGUUGAUGCUCGUGGAACAAGCAUUAAGUCAAGAUCCGCAUCGUCAGGAAGAUGUCGGGUUAAAGCUAAUGCACAAGCUAUACCCAAGGUUAAUGGGACCAAGGUAGGAACUCUGGAUGGCCUUAAGACUGAGGAUGAGGUGCCUGUGUCUAUGUCACCUCCCCCAAGGACGUUUAUCAACCAGUUGCCUGACUGGAGCAUGCUCCUUGCUGCCAUUACUACAAUAUUUUUGGCAGCAGAAAAGCAAUGGAUGAUGCUUGAUUGGAAGCCGAAACGGACAGAUAUGCUUGUUGAUCCUUUUGGGUUGGGGAGGAUUGUGCAGGAUGGUUUGGUAUUUCGUCAAAAUUUUAGUAUAAGGUCAUAUGAGAUAGGGGCUGAUCGAACAGCUUCGGUAGAGACACUGAUGAAUCAUUUGCAGGAAACAGCCCUAAACCACGUAAAAAAUGCUGGACUACUUGCUGAUGGCUUUGGUUCAACACCGGAGAUGUGCAAACGAAAUUUGAUUUGGGUAGUUACUAAAAUGCAAGUUCUUGUUGAUCGUUAUCCUACAUGGGGUGAUGUUGUUCAGGUAGAUACUUGGGUGGCUGCAUCUGGGAAGAAUGGUAUGCGCAGAGAUUGGCUAGUGCGUGAUAGUCGUACAGGAGACAUAUUAACUAGAGCUUCAAGUCUGUGGGUAAUGAUGAAUAAAGAAACGAGGAGGUUAUCUAAAAUUCCAGAUGAAGUUCGAGAAGAAAUUGGUGGCUAUUUUGUGGAUUCUCCUCCCACUGUAGAUGACGAUAACAGGAAGCUGCCAAAACUUGACGACAGUACUGUGGAUUAUAUCCGUUCUGGCUUGACUCCUAGAUGGAGUGAUUUAGAUGUCAAUCAACAUGUGAAUAAUGUGAAAUAUGUUGGUUGGAUUCUUGAGAGUGCUCCACUACCUAUCUUAGAGACCCACGAGCUUGCUGGUAUGACUCUGGAGUACAGGAGGGAGUGCAUGAGGGACAGUGUGCUGCAGUCCCUCACCUCCAUAGUGGGUAAGGAUAAUAAUUGUGCUGUUGACUCGGGAAAUGGUGGUGUCGAGUGCCAGCAUUUGCUUCGAUUCGAGGGUGGUGCUGAGAUCGUCAAGGGCAGGACUGUGUGGAGGCCCAAAUAUCCCCACACUGCUGCUUAG
Messenger RNA from Striga hermonthica, 1248 nucleotides. The record is from the annotation of a GenBank genome assembly. Lineage: Eukaryota; Viridiplantae; Streptophyta; Magnoliopsida; Lamiales; Orobanchaceae.